AUGUCAGUAUCACUGGCUGAUAACUCUAUAGCUGUAGAGGAUAUUGCUUGCCGACCAGGUUUUUAUAAAGCCUUUGCUGGUAAUGUUAAAUGCGCUAAAUGCCCACCUCAUAGUUCAACAAAUGUGGAAGGUUCUACAAACUGCAAGUGUGAGAAGAACUAUUUUCGAUCUGAAGGAGAUGUUCCAUCAAUGGCUUGCACAAGACCGCCUUCUGCUCCCAAAAAUGUUAUUUCUAAUAUCAAUGAGACCUCAGUCAUCCUAGAUUGGAGCUGGCCUUUGGACACAGGGGGCAGAAAGGAUGUCACUUUCAACAUUGUAUGCAAGAAAUGUGGAGGAACCAGCAAGCUCUGUGAACCAUGUAGCAAUAUAGUAAGAUUUCUUCCGCGUCAGAUGGGACUCACCAAUACCACUGUGACUGUAGUGGAUCUCUUGGCUCAUACAAAUUACACUUUUGAGAUAGACGCUGUUAAUGGAGUCUCUGAUUUAAGUAACUUGCCAAGACAAUUUGCUGCAGUCAGCAUUACAACCAAUCAAGCAGCUCCAUCACCUAUUACAGCAAUCAGAAAGGACCGGACUUCUAGAAACAGCGUCUCUCUGUCUUGGCAUGAACCUGAACACCCGAAUGGGAUCAUUUUGGAUUAUGAAGUCAAGUACUAUGAAAAGGAACAAGAAACAAGCUACACCAUUCUGAGAGCAAGAACUAUGAAUGUUACUAUUAAUGGCCUUAAGCCAGACACCACUUAUGUUUUCCAAAUCAGAGCCCGAACUGCUGCAGGAUAUGGGACCAACAGCCGCAAAUUUGAGUUUGAAACCAGUCCAGACUCUUUCUCCAUCUCCAGUGAGAAUAGCCAAGUUGUAAUGAUUGCUGUUUCAGCUGCGGUAGCAAUUAUUCUGCUCACAAUUGUGGUUUACAUUUUGAUUGGGAGAUUCUGCGGACAUAAGUCAAAACAUGGCUCUGAUGAGAAGAGGCUGUAUUUUGGUAAUGGGCAUUUGAAGCUUCCAGGCCUCAGAACAUAUGUGGAUCCACAUACAUACGAAGAUCCUAAUCUGGCUGUUCAUGAAUUUGCCAGAGAACUGGAGGCUUCCAGCAUAGCUAUUGAUAAAGUCGUUGGGGCAGGUGAGUUUGGAGAAGUAUGUAGUGGCCGCCUAAGGCUUCCUUCCAAAAAGGAAAUAUCAGUUGCAAUAAAAACCCUGAAGGUUGGUUACACAGAAAAACAGAGAAGAGAUUUUCUUGGAGAAGCAAGCAUCAUGGGACAAUUUGACCAUCCAAACAUAAUCCGGUUAGAAGGUGUGGUCACCAAAAGUAAACCAGUCAUGAUUGUUACUGAAUAUAUGGAAAAUGGUUCUUUAGAUAGCUUUCUCAGGAAACAUGAUGCUCAAUUCACAGUCAUUCAGCUUGUAGGAAUGCUUCGAGGAAUUGCAUCUGGCAUGAAAUAUCUUUCCGAUAUGGGUUAUGUCCAUCGUGACCUUGCUGCCCGCAACAUACUCAUCAACAGUAACUUAGUAUGCAAAGUCUCUGAUUUUGGCCUCUCCCGCAUAUUGGAAGAUGAUCCAGAAGCUGCCUAUACAACAAGGGGAGGCAAAAUUCCAAUUCGUUGGACAUCUCCAGAAGCUAUUGCUUAUCGCAAAUUUACAUCAGCAAGUGAUGCAUGGAGCUAUGGUAUUGUUCUUUGGGAAGUAAUGUCCUAUGGAGAGAGACCUUAUUGGGAAAUGUCUAAUCAAGAUGUAAUUAAAGCAGUGGAGGAAGGAUACCGUUUGCCACCACCCAUGGACUGUCCAGCUGCCUUAUAUCAGAUGAUGCUGGACUGUUGGCAAAAAGACAGAAACAACAGACCAAAGUUUGAACAGAUUGUCAGCAUCUUGGACAAGCUUAUCCGUAAUCCCAGCAGUUUAAAAAUUAUCACCAACGCAGCUGCAAGGCCAUCAAAUCUCCUACUGGACCAAAGUAGCAUUGAAAUCUCACCCUUCCGCUCAACAGGUGACUGGCUCAAUGGUAUUCGGAUAGGGCAAUGCAAAGACAUAUUCACAGGAGUGGAAUACAGUUCAUGUGAUACAAUAGCCAAUAUUUCCUCAGAUGACAUGAAGAAAGUUGGGGUGACGAUUGUUGGACCACAGAAAAAACUUAUUAGCAGUAUUAAAUCUCUGGAAAUACAUACAAAGAAUUGCCCUGUUCCUGUGUAAAUUACAAAAUGCCAGCAUUC
Protobothrops mucrosquamatus (brown spotted pit viper) is the source of this 2201-nucleotide messenger RNA. It is a transcript of the gene EPHA3, whose product is annotated as EPH receptor A3. Gene Ontology annotation, biological process: axon guidance; protein phosphorylation. The record is from RefSeq and is a predicted model, not a curated record. The transcript has 15 exons. NCBI's taxonomy places the organism in Eukaryota, Metazoa, Chordata, Lepidosauria, Squamata, Viperidae. Gene Ontology annotation, molecular function: protein binding; transmembrane-ephrin receptor activity; ATP binding. Bases 1 to 2181 code for a protein of 726 amino acids. Gene Ontology annotation, cellular component: neuron projection.